AUGGGGCUUCUGCCCGGUGUUAGCCAGGACCAAUUAGGGGACAUUAUGGUCGAAGAUGUGAUGCAAGACAUUGUGGCAGAAAAUGUUGUGGGUGAAGUAGAACUGGCAGAAGAGUCAAUAAAUAUUUCUCCUCCAAUAAAUCAAGACCGAUUACUUUUGUCGCCUUCACCUAGCCUGACAGGGCAAGUGCCAUCACCUCCCCUGCUUACUGAGAGACAUUCAAUCAGAGGUCGCGGAAGGUCCCAAAUGCCGGCUCCAGUACCCCCCGCCGAAAAUGGCGGCGCGCCGCGCAGUGAGCUCGAGCAGCUACAAAUGCGCGCCGGACAAGUUACCGAUGAUUCACUGGAGUCCACUCGGCGAAUGAUGCAGCUAUGUGAGGAGAGUCACGAGGUGGGCAUGAAAACCCUGGUCAUGCUGGAUGAACAGGGCGAACAAUUGGACAGAGUCGAAGAGGGUAUGGAUCAAAUCAACGCGGAUAUGCGUGAAGCCGAGAAGAAUCUGUCAGGAAUGGAGAAAUGCUGCGGCAUCUGUGUCCUGCCCUGCAAUAAGGGAGCAUCGUUCAAAGAAGAUGACGGCACGUGGAAAGGCAAUGAUGAUGGAAAAGUGGUGAACAACCAACCGCAACGAGUGAUGGAUGAGCGCAAUGGCAUAGGACCACAAGCCGGUUACAUAGGAAGGAUAACGAACGAUGCACGCGAGGAUGAGAUGGAAGAUAACAUGGGCCAAGUCAACACCAUGAUUGGCAAUUUGCGCAACAUGGCUCUUGACAUGGGCUCCGAACUCGAGAACCAGAACCGCCAGAUAGAACGCAUCAACCGCAAGGGUGAGAGCAACGAGACACGUAUAGCAGUUGCUAACCAGCGAGCCAACAAACUUCUCAAGUCUUAAACAUCGAAAAAAGUUAAUUAUUAUCUAUGAAAUGACGCUACCACACACACACUCACACACGGAACACCUUAAAAUACGUCAUAUAUUGUCGUUUAUUUAAUUAUUCUUAGUACAAACAAUUUCGUAUUAUAUUCCAGUUCCCAUAUAGAAUAACCUAAAAAACGUUUUGAGUAAUGCUUAUAUUAAAAUACCUCUUGAAUAAAAUUGACAGCAUAGCAAAUAGUUGGUAUUCAGUGUUUUCAAGCAUUACUCCUAUCUUAGAACUUAUUUUGGGUGUUAGAAAUCUUUUUAAUAACAUAGAUUUGCCGAUGCCGAUUUAUUAAUACUGAUAUGCUGAUCUAUCUACAAAUAGACGAUGCUAUCGUAUUGCGCAUUAGAAAUAAAGUUAUUUGAUUAUCACUAUGAUGUUAAAGUUAUAUGACGCAUGGCAAUAAGUAAAAUUAUAUCGACUUUUCAGAAAUUUCAUUUAUUAAAUAAAAUAUUAAAAAAUGUAGUAAACUUAGUGUAAAGUCAGGUGAGCGUCAUUUUAACUGCAAUAAUAAAUGACUGUAUUUAACGUUGAUUAUGGUAGGUACAGUUAUGUUCCCAUGUUUUAAACUGUUAUAAAUGUUAUUAUGAGAUGUUUCAAAUACUUACACCGAUAACAUAUCAUCAAAAAUUAAUGGUGCAGCAUUACAAUCAAAUAUUGUGUCAUGAUAGGCAUUUAACAAAUAAGUUUCGUUUUGUUUGAACUGUACUUACGUUACGUUAGUUCUGCCUUGUUCUAGACAUCUAUAAAGCUAAAGAAUUAAUUUUGACUGCUGUACUAUAUAAUAUAUGUUUUCUAAAAACAAAUUGAAUAGUUAUUAAGUUGCCUAUUAUUUUAACCUGUU
Molecule: messenger RNA, 1760 nt
Organism: Chilo suppressalis (striped riceborer)
Lineage: Eukaryota; Metazoa; Arthropoda; Insecta; Lepidoptera; Crambidae
Source: the annotation of a GenBank genome assembly